Messenger RNA from Ctenopharyngodon idella (grass carp), 5764 nucleotides. RefSeq lists its product as uncharacterized. The record is from RefSeq and is a predicted model, not a curated record. Bases 159 to 3743 code for a protein of 1194 amino acids. The transcript is spliced from 38 exons. Gene Ontology annotation, biological process: lipoprotein metabolic process; lipid transport. Gene Ontology annotation, cellular component: extracellular region; membrane. Lineage: Eukaryota; Metazoa; Chordata; Actinopteri; Cypriniformes; Xenocyprididae. Gene Ontology annotation, molecular function: lipid binding.
UCACCUGUUGCGCGACUGAAAACGAGUCGCUGCGUUUAUUUGUUUUAAUAACUAGUUUGGUGAGUGGUUCAGUUCGUCCACAGGCGUCCUGUAAGCCUCUCUGGAAACUCUCCGGCUACUUGGAUGCUGAUUCACUGUUUGGUCCAUCAGGUCUGAUUAUGGAGAAUGGGAUCAACAGCUCCUGGAAUCCUUUCCAUUCAAACCCACAGAGUCCAGUGAAUGGAGAUCGAGAUGAUAUUAACUCGAUCAGAGAAAACCGCACUGCUCAGGACUACGAUGUGGAAACGGUUGAAGAGGAAAACAGUGUGUUACCUAAUGUAACAGGACAAAUCAAUGUCAUUCAUCAGACGCCUCCGUUUUCGGACUUUAAUGUGGACAGCAAUCCUUUUGCGGCUCCAGACUGGGUUGGGUUUCCUCCACCUGAUUUUUAUAAAGAUAAAACACCUGAUGUGUUUCAAACCACAUCAGCAUCAGGCAUUUGGGGUGAAGAAACAGACAUUUUCCAGCCUUUUAAAGAAAAAGUGGACACUGAUGUGACACAAAGCAGCUCAACCAAUCAGAACACGGAAUCCUCGUCUUCAUCCAAUCAGAGGGAUCCUCUGCUGGAGUUCAUCCUCUCCAGACAGAAGAAAUUCCAAGCCACACCCUCCUUCACAUCACCGUCUGAUCCUUCCGAUGUUUUCCAAGAAACGUCCACUAAAACCGUCUCAGGUUAUGACUAUAACCAUGGUUCCCUGAGAGAGGGAACGAGACACUGCGUCCCGAAAGGGGCGCUAUGGGAACGCCCCUUUCGGGACGCAGUGCGAGUUCCCUCAAAAGGGAAAGACAGUUUCUUCGAGACACCAUACGUCUCUAACACUGACCCAGUAUUUGAUGAUAUUUUCAAGACACCCUCGUCCACGGCAGGAACCUCUGACAUCAAAGCAUUCGAUCCUCUGUUCGACCCUCAGAAUGAAGUUCAGUCCAAUCGGAAUAGCAAUUAUGAUCUGCUGCUCACCGGUCAAGAUACAAAGCAGGAUGUUCGUAUGUCUCAUGUUGGUUUGCAGAACGGAGCCGUUCAGGAGAUUGCUUCCACAAACACCUCCAACGGAGACCUGAUGUUCAGGAGGCGUCCGCCGAAACCUGCUCCUCGCAGUAAAGCCGCUAAGAGCAUCCAUCUGCCUCAGAACACGACGGCUGAGGUUGAGCACGAUCUGCCAGUUUACGAGGAUGUUCUUCUUAUCGGUCAGGAAAGGUGUGUGGAGGACUGGCCCGAACACAGUCCAGAACUCUCUCCAGCAUGGAAACCUGCUGGGAAAUUCAGGCUUCGGAGAGACUCUGUACGGAUUGCAGAAGCGUCUGAUGGAGUCGAUGGGAUUGCGAAGAAGAACGGAAAGCAGACUCUUGGAAGGAAACUGCGACACUCUCUGCUGAUCAGGAGGAGCUCAAAGGAUAAAAUUGGAGAUGAAGUGAAGAGCUCUGAGACGAACUCAGACACGCUGCAUCGAGGGUCAAAGCUCGUCAUUGACAGCACGGAGGAGUUUUUCGCUCUAGAUGAAGAGCAGAAUGAAGCCGGCGAGGUUAAAUCAAAGAAAUCAUCAAAACCCAAGAUUAUUUCACAGCGCAGAGGAUCGAAGGGGAAACACGCUGAAGCUUCAGCUAAAGGAUUCACUCCAGACUAUCAGGAUGAUUUAAAGUCCUCAUCCAAAACUGCUGAUCUCACGGCUCUGGGAGAGAAGAGGGAUGAAGAUGUGGACUGCAAACCGAAGCAAACACAGAAAUUCAAGCCUCCUGUGCCACAUCGACCAUCAAAGGAUGCUUCUGCAGUUGGUCUGAAAUCAUUGCCUGGUCCUCCUCCAUCGAUGCAGUCAAAGUCCUUUUCCAAAGAUCCCUUUUUGGAAGAAGACUUGGAUCUCGGCUCUUCACACCAUGACAGACAUCAGAAGAUAGCAGAGAUCGAGACGCAUCCGGAUGAUGAAGGCAGAAACACAGAGGGGAUCAAUGAGAAUGCUGAUGGACAGAAACAAAAAAAGAAAGUCAAAGUCAAAUUUGUUCCUCAAAGAGGUUUCGUGAUCGGCUUAUCCAAGGUUGACAAGGCUAAUAAUGAAACAAAGGAAGAAAUUCCACAUUUUAAGGAGAAUGAUGAUGCUGAACUGAAGGGAGCUUGUGGUUUCACACCUCAUCCAGAACUUAAGGAUCACGACGGGCUGGAUGAGCUGAAGGGAAUGAGCAGUUACACGCCUCAGGAGUUCAAGGAAGACACAUUACAGAGAACCGAAGCCGGACGCAGUUAUUCACCAAAUAAUUUUAAGAGUUCAUAUUCCAAUGGGUUUAUGGGUCCAUCUUCAUGGGAUUCAAAGGCAGCCGAUUGGGAGAAAGACGGCUGUAAAGCAGCAGAUCUCUUCACAUCUUCAGACUUCAGUGAGAAACAUCAGGAAAUGCAAGACUGUCGACCUAAGAAAACAGGGAAGUUUAAAAUCCAUCUUUUACACCGCAGACAUUCAAAGAACAUUGAAGAAUCUGAGAUCAGGACAACUAAAGAUCAUGAUGAGAUGAAGAAGCCUCCUAUUCUUAAAGUGCCGCCACUGUCCCGCCGAGACUCAAAGAGUGUUGAGGAAGACGAGGUCCCUCAGAAGGGUGCAGAUCUGUUCAAGGCCCGAGACGCUGAGCUGGCGGAGGACAUCGGCUGGGAGGAAUACACACCGGACAAUAAACCACAGAAACCUAAAGAAACUGACUCGGAUCGCAGAGGGUCAAAGGAUACUUUUCCCGAAGACUUUCUGGACUCUCUGGGUGCCACAUCUGGAGAUUUUUACCUGUCUGAUGCUGCUAAGGCUGAGUGGAUGUCGGCUCAGAUGGACAUGAGGCGACUGAGAGAUCAAGAGGAAGAGCGGAAGCAUGAGGAAGAGGAGGACGAAGGGGACACUGACAGUCUGAUGGAGUGGUGGAAUACAGUCGAGUUUUGGGAUGAACUACCUUCCAAUGAGACGAUCAGCUCUAAAGAGGAAGAGACCAUAUCGUUUAAAGCAGUCGCCGAUAAGGUCCAUCGUGGCCUCCGCGUAUACCUGAAGCUCUUCAUGGAGCAAGCCGAGCUGCUCUACCAGCACGUGCUGAUCUUAUACGGCAUCGCAGACGACAUCAGCAACUUCCACCAUCGCACUAAAAUCGCCAACAUCACGGGUGGCACGACCACAGCUGUCGGAGGAGCCGCGGCCAUCGCAGGACUGGCGCUGAUUCCGGUUACAUUUGGCGCUUCCAUCAUCGUCUCGGCCAUUGGAUUGGGCGUGGCUACGGCGGGCGGCAUCACGGCGGCUUCAGCCAGCAUUUCAGACAAUAUCCACAACAUGCAUGACCGUAAAAAGAUCGAGAUAAUCAUUCAGGACUACGAGGCUCAGCUGGUGGAAAUGCAGCGCUGCUUGCGAUUCAUCAUUGAAGGUCUUUGUCGAUUGCGCACUCAUCCGCUGCUGCGACGCAACAACUACUACACCGGCGACUGGGAAGUGCGACGGGCGCUCCAAACCAUCAGCCUAGUUACUGACCCGGUCGAGCAAGCUGAAGAAAUCACUAACUACACUCUGGCCAAGUUAGCCAGUCUGCAUACAGGAAUAGACAAGUACUUCACUAAAGACAUGAAGGAGGUGAAGAAGGGCUGUAAGAAGGAGGCGACGGCGGAGGUGCGAAGCCUGGCCAAACAACUGCAUGAAGGUUUAGUAGAGCUCAGCUCCAUCAGAGAGCAGCUGCUCGAUGCCAGCGGAAACAUCUGAAGUCAGAGUCAGAGUCGCUGUGUGUGUUUUUGGUCCCAGCUGUCUGCGCUCCCAUUGGCUGCUUUGCUUUGCUGCUCAUUUGCAUAAAAGAAACUCUGCUCAACCUGCUGGAAAUAAAUCCCACUGAAAAUGAAUGAAGUGCGGCUGCUUUGUUGCAGCAAAUCGCUGUCAGUGUGAACGCGUCUUACAAGGGAUUAAAAUGAGUUUUUCUCUUGAGAAAGAAUGUCUUUUGAUGAAACAAGAAAUCCAUCAUUCAGCAUGCAAAUGAUUGCCACGCCACGCAAUAAAAAAAGUAAAAACGCUAAUUGCGAGUUUAUAUCUCACAAUUCAGACUUUUCUUCUUACACUGUGUCUACACUGGACGCGAGCGGUGCGACGCGUCAAAAGAUAAUAGAACCCAUUAUAAUCAGUGAUAUUGGGCCCUAUUUUAAGCACAGUGCAAGUGAACUUAGGACAUUUACAUGGCGGAAUUUGCAAGCGGAAAAAAACUGAACACUUCUAUAGUGAGGAAACGGAUCUACUCGUGCGUGAGGAGAUCAUCUGCGGGUCAAGCUAGAUUCCACCAAAGCAUUUUUAUCUUUAUGCACACAAUAAUAAUCUACAUUGUAAUCUUUUUAUUUUUAAUAUUUAGCAUGUUUGUGUGCUGCUGUGCGUCCCUGUAUGUGUAACAAGCAGAGUGUAUGCACGACUAUAGGCGCAUAUUACUAACGCGCUCUUUAAAUAACAAAACAAAUAUUGCGGCAUUGACUUUAGAGCAGGUUUUAGUUGGUCAAUGGUGCAGUUGUAUUCAGUUGCCUCAAAUAGCAAUGCGCCAACAAUGCACCUGAACACACCUCGUUUCCAGACCAGCAUGCCCAUGGGCGAACAGAUGGGCACAAGUGCAUUUGCAAUUUAAAUAACAUGGCACAGGAUGUGAAAAUGAUAACUGUGUCGGGCUGAAAAUGGCAAAAAUCACUUGCGUCUCGCCUGCCGCCGCAUUGCGCCGGGUGCAUGAUAGGGCCCCUAGUCUACACUGGAUGCGGCGUGACGUGACGCGACACAACAAAUUCCCGACAGUAAACGGAUUCCCCGUUCUAUUUCUGACGUAGUCCAAGUGCGGUUUGUCGCGUUCAGUGUAGACAGGUUUUAGCUGUUGCGGCGCGAUUUUUCUUAGAAAUGUAAGUUUAUAUAUCGCAAUUGGAAGUUAUAAACACGCAAAUUCUGAUAUUUUAUCUCACAAUUGCAAAUUUAUAUAAUCAGAAUUGUGAGUUUUAAACAAGCAAUUGAUUUUUUUUUUUUUUUCUCAGAAUUCUAAAUUUACAUUUUGCAAUUAUUUUUGUUUUGUUUUGUUUUUAUUUGUUUGUUUCUGGCAUGGAAUAAAAAAUAAUAGCAGUUUUUUUUUUUUUUUCACAAUCACAAAUCAGACAUUUCUCACAAUUGCAACUUUCUAUCUCACAAUUCAGACUUUUACAAUUCAAAGUUUCUAUCUCACAAUUGCAAUUGGAAGUUAUAAACUUGUGAGUUUAUAUCUUGCAGUUCGGACUUGUGAGAAACAAACUUAGAAUCGUGAGUCACACUAACCUUUUUAAGUUUUUUUUUUUUUUUUUUUUUGUGGCAGAAAUAAGCAUCUAUGCAUCCUCUACAUAAAUAUUAAAAGAUUAAGAGACUUCCAGAAGGGGUAAGCCUGAUAUUUUUCCCAUUUGAUCAACAGUUCCCAUCAAGCUUUACUGGACUACAUGACCUAAAAACAAAUGUUUUCUAUACUAUUUCUGUUUGUAGUCACAAAUCAUAUUUCAUAUUUAACUGUUCUGCCAGACUUUGUGGUUAAAAUCCAGUUUUUGUUCACAAUCAUUGUGGUGAGAAUGAAGCCCACAGACAAGAUUUGUUUUUAUGUACAGCAAUUGAGAUUUAUGCUCUUGUUUUGCACUAAUUGUAUUAUUUCUAACAUUAAAGCUGUUACAGAAAAGUUCUUUCAUGUCAUGACAUGAUUUUGUGCAAUACAGCAAUAAAGAUAUGAUGUAAAUAAAAUUAAUUCAAAUAUA